GAUACGCGUAAGGCACCUGCUGCAUUAAAGGCUCUGGAUAUAGCAAUAAGGCACGCAGCAGCUUGUAACCGUAGACUUCGACACUUGCAGCCCAGGCGCCAGAGUCUCUCUGCUAUCCUACUUGCUUCAUAUAUAAUUCUUUGAACGUUGCAAAACCUGCAACAGGUUUUUAGCUAACAGAGUUCUAAUACAAUGGGUUGCGGUGCCUCGACCGACAAUGGAAAUUUGGCUCAGGCCCCAGUAAAGGCCAGCUCGGAAACCAAAGCUUCAGAAGGCGCGGCCCCCGCGUCCCCGCCCGCGGCUCCUGCGGCCGCUCCCGCGCCCAAGGACGGCUCCUCCGAAUGGCACCUGCUGGUGUACGUCAACGACAUAUCGCAGGCCACCGGGGGCGCCAGCGUGCCAGGGUACUAUCUGGUGGUGCACGACAACAAGAAGCCCAGUGCGCCUCGCCUGUCAGUGGUGUGCCUGUCUAACGGCACCCUGCAGCCGGUGCGCAUCAAGGACAAGGGGCGCGGGCUGGCCGAUGCAACGGACCUGGAGUGCCUCUUCAUGAUUGAUCCGGCGGUGACGGGCAAGAAGCAGCCGCUGUACGUGGCCAUGCAGUCCAACGGCAAGGCGUUCCUGUUUAGGCUAUCCAAGAAGAAGGACAAGUGGGUGGCCCACGGCGUCAAGACCUUCACCGUGCGCCCGCCCGCAGCCAUCGCCGCCGCCAGCCUCACCAACUGCGAGGGCGCGCGCGCCUACGUGGAGGGCGGCCGGCUCUUCAUGGAGUACGGCAACCGCGGCGGGCGGCAGGACGGCAAGCAGCUGACGCCCUGGGUGGCGCGGCACCCGCUGGACAUCAAGGCGGUGCGCAAGGGCAAGUUCCAGGUGGAGGAGUCAGCGCUGGAGGUGACGUACUGGCCGGCGGCGCUGGAUGGAGAUCCGGAUGUACGGCAGUGCGCGGAUAUGGGCCAGGCGGUUGGCAUGGCUAGGUACGGCCAGCUGUUCGCCGCCGCCAAGGACGAUGAGGCGAGUGAGACGCACUUCGUGUCGUACAUCAUGGAGCGGCUGCCGGGCGCGCAGGCGGGCGGCGUGGAGAACUUCAAGCCGCUGUACCGCCUGCAGGGGGCCAAGAUUGAGGGCAUCUACGACAUCACAAAGGACGUGAGCAUCUUCGCCACCGACGACGAGGGCAAGGGCUCCUUCCUGACCGUGCUGCACCGCCACAGCGGCGCCGCAUGGAGGCUCAACGUGGUGCCGCCGGAGGGGGCGGACCCGCGACUGUACGGCAUCUCGGGCAUCUCGCCCGUCGACCCCUCCUACAAGAAGAAACACGAUGAUAGCAGCAGCGAGAGCGAGCAGAGCAGCGAGGAGGAGGAGGAGGAGCAGGAAGAGGAGCAGCAACAGGAGGAACAAGAAGAGCAGCAACAGGAGGCACGAGAGGAGAGAGAAGAGGCGGUUGAGGAGGCGGAGGAGGCACUGGAGUAGGACGAAUGUUUCGCCUCUCUCCUCUCACCGUCCUAUUCUAAUUCCUCUUAAUUAAUUUCUCCUCCAUUCGGUUUUGUGUGCUCGGAUGGUGUCUUGUCUGGUAAGCUGUUCUUAAGGAAGCAUGCAUGGUCGGCAUGUGAGCAUGUAUGUACGCGCACGUGAGCAUCUCUUGAGUCCGUUCGAUGCAGGCAAACCCUGCCUCCCGCGCCGGUGAUUAUGUCGGGUCCCUGUGCCUGAGUGGCUUGUGGGUGGCGUGUCCCCUCCACCUGCGCAAGGUGCCCUUACAGCCGCGCCGGUAGAGCGUGUGACCCUUGCAGCCCUCCCCAGAGACUGGAUACGUGCGGACAGGGGUUCCCUCGUUUCCAUGCGGGUUGGGGCCGGGUGAUGUUUGACCUCCUUGCUCGUAGCGAUACGUUCCCGUGUGCUCAUACCGUGCGUUGCGACGUGUACGCAACCCCCGUACCGUAUUCAUGUACCUUGACGACUUUUGGGUUGACGUGCUGGGGUCGGCAUGGGAACGGCGUUGUGGCCGAGGGACGCGCCGACCACAAAUUCCGCUUCCACGUUGGCCUAAGAAAAGAGACCUAAACACUUGCUUGGGACCUAAACACACUUGUACAGCAGUGGGACAGCGGUCUAACAGUAGUCAUACACUGGCAACUGGUCGUGAUUGGGGGGACACUGUGAUAAGUCAACCGGAACUGUGAUUGCCGAAAGAUGAAGUGUAUGUAUGUGUACGUGUCUUGCAUGCUUUCUAUGCAUCCGAGAGGCAGCAUGGCAUUGAUAAUGCGGUACAAUAAUACCAAUCUGUGGGUGGGGUUUGUGAGCACAAUGUACGGGUGGGGUGUUUGUGACGUUAGCCUGCAUUACUCACCGUGACCACGUUUCCUGUAUUCCGGAGCAGAGGCGUCCUUUCUGCGUUCCUCGCUCGUGUCCCAAUGUGUUGCAGUAUCUGUCCAUAUUAUGUGCGUGAAGUAAGGGUUUUUCAUUGCUAAACGGCUUUAGCUCGUGUUUACAUCUUGGCUGCAUGGCAGCGUACGCUGGCUGCAGGGAGGACGGGUGCCGCGACACAUCGAAACCACUAUUGCGGCUGGGACCGAUGGGACCCCUCCUCCCUCACACGCGCACGAGCGCUGACGUGUCCUUGUCAAGUGAAUGAGUCGAGACUGACAGGUGUAUGAAUUAACCUACUCGGGUAGUUUGCGGCAUGUCCAAUUUGUUGGGGUGUGCAACUCCGUGUGAAAGCGGAUCACGAAGGAAUGAUCCCGCUUAGCUAGCCGUUGUGGCUCAUCUGUUCACCUCGGCACGUUUCUGUCCUCCGCCGACCCCCAACGCUGUCCCUCACGGGCUGCGUGUAUUGGGAAAUGCUCCCUCUUCGAGUGGCUGCAGCACCCAGCUUCCCCUUGUAAAUACCCCCUUCUCGGUCAC
This is a messenger RNA of Astrephomene gubernaculifera, 2898 nucleotides long. Lineage: Eukaryota; Viridiplantae; Chlorophyta; Chlorophyceae; Chlamydomonadales; Astrephomenaceae. The record is from the annotation of a GenBank genome assembly.